GUGGUUAAAUGGUAAUCAUUUAAAAGAACUACCACCAAAAGUUUUUGAUGAAUUGACUCAGCUGCAGAGCUUGUGGUUAAAUGGCAAUCAGUUAAAAGAACUACCACCAAAAGUUUUUGAUGAAUUGACUCAGCUGCAGUACUUGGGGUUAAAUGGUAAUCAGUUAAAAGAACUACCGCCAGAGGAUUUUGAUGAAUUGACUCAGCUACAGAGCUUGUGGUUAUAUGGUAAUCAGCUAAAAGAACUACCACCAAAAGUUUUUGAUGAAUUGACUCAGCUGCAGUACUUGGGGUUAAAUGGUAAUCAGUUAAAAGAACUACCACCAAAAGUUUUUGAUGAAUUGACUCAGCUGCAGAGCUUGGCGUUAGGUAGUAAUCAGUUAAAAGAACUACCACCAAAAGUUUUUGAUGAAUUGACUCAGCUGCAGUACUUGGGGUUAUAUGGUAAUCAGUUAAAAGAACUACCACCAAAAGUUUUUGAUGAACUGACUCAGCUGCAGAACUUGUGGUUAGGUAUUAAUCAGUUAAAAGAACUACCAGCAAAAGUUUUUGAUGAAUUGACUCAGCUACAGAACUU
This is a messenger RNA of Pocillopora verrucosa, 576 nucleotides long. Lineage: Eukaryota; Metazoa; Cnidaria; Anthozoa; Scleractinia; Pocilloporidae. The record is from RefSeq and is a predicted model, not a curated record.